This is a messenger RNA of Epithele typhae, 492 nucleotides long. RefSeq lists its product as uncharacterized. The record is from RefSeq and is a predicted model, not a curated record. The transcript has a single exon. Bases 1 to 492 code for a protein of 163 amino acids. Lineage: Eukaryota; Fungi; Basidiomycota; Agaricomycetes; Polyporales; Epitheliaceae.
AUGUCCACCAACAUCCCCGACGGCCGCCGCCUCCUCCUCGUCCUCCAGCAGCACCUCGACGGCCACGCCCGCCGCACCGAGCACUGGGCGCUCGUCGCCAUCGGUCCGCGCACCCGCGAGGCCGACGUCUUCCAGAUGUCCGGCAACAUGGAGUCGUUCCACUUCGAGGCCAUCCGCGUGCCCAACGUGCUCAAGGUCGCCGCGAUCUGCGGAGGGUACCCCCUCGGAUACGUCGCGGAGGACGCGAUGGAGCGGCUGCACGCGAUGCUCGCGGCGCAGCGCGUCGUGCUGCACGAUUGGGAGUGGGACUGCCAGGAUUGGGUGGUUGAAGCGGUCCGUGCGCUGAGACAGGAGAAGGGUGAGUGGGUGUCGAUGAAUGAGGGGUUCUCGGAGGCGACGUUGAGGCGGGAGCUGAGGGCGGAGAAGGACUUGUGGGAGAUCGGGGAGGAUCAUCUGUUCGAAAGGAUGCUUAAUGCGCAGAACGCAUCUUGA